Messenger RNA from Protopolystoma xenopodis, 267 nucleotides. NCBI's taxonomy places the organism in Eukaryota, Metazoa, Platyhelminthes, Monogenea, Polystomatidea, Polystomatidae. The record is from the annotation of a GenBank genome assembly.
AUGGAAGGUCCACCUGGAGUCCGUGGUUCCCGGGGUCUCCAAGGCGUUCGCGGCAAACGCGGCAUAACCGGCCAACCGGGCCAAUCUGGACCAAGAGGAAAGGACGGAAACCCCGGCCCUGAGGGUCCGCAGGGCGAGCGGGGACCCGAUGGGUUGACGUUGAUUCGGCGUUCCGCAGGCGCGUUGCCAGGCCCACCCGGGGCUAUUGGCCCCCAGGGACCUGCAGGACCCGAGGGAAGAAGAGGACAGCCAGGUAACUGGGCUUAA